UGCAGCGUUUGCCGCGGGGUCCGCCAGUGGAGGCGGCCGGUGCCCGGCCCCGUGCCCGCCCCAAGGACCAGGCCGCAGGUCACUCUGCAAUGAUGACAGCAAGGUACAGGCCCACGUGGGACUUGGCCCUGGAUCCUCUGGUGUCCUGUAAGCUCUGCCUUGGGGAAUAUCCUGUGGAGCAGAUGACAACGAUAGCACAAUGCCAGUGCAUCUUCUGUACUCUGUGCCUGAAACAAUACGUUGAACUUUUGAUCAGAGAAGGACUAGAAACAGCAAUUAGCUGCCCUGAUGCUACCUGCCCCAAACGAGGCCACCUGCAAGAAAACGAGAUCGAGUGUAUGGUUGCAACUGAAAUUAUGCAGAGAUAUAAAAAGCUACAGUUUGAAAAAGAGGUGCUCAUGGACCCCUGCCGGACCUGGUGCCCGUCUUCGACCUGCCAGGCGGUCUGCCAGCUCCAGGAGGCGGGGCCCCAGGCUCCCCAGCUUGUCCAGUGCCAAGCUUGCCACCUGGAAUUCUGUUCUGCCUGCAAAGCCAGCUGGCACCCAGGCCAAGGCUGCCAGGAAGCUAUGCCAAUCACUUUCCUGCCAGGAGAAACAAGUUCUGUUUUUAAGAAAGAAGAGGAUGAUGCACCCAUUAAACAUUGUCCCAAGUGCAAAGUUUACAUCGAACGGGAUGAAGGUUGUGCCCAAAUGAUGUGCAAAAAUUGUAAACACGCCUUUUGUUGGUACUGUCUGGAAUCGCUGGAUGACGACUUCCUCCUCAUCCAUUAUGAUAAAGGGCCUUGUCGAAACAAGCUAGGCCACUCCAGGGCUUCAGUGAUCUGGCACAGAACACAGGUGGUGGGGAUCUUUGCUGGAUUCGGCCUCCUGUUGUUGGUGGCGUCACCCUUCCUCCUUCUGGCUACUCCUUUCGUCCUCUGCUGCAAGUGCAAGUGCAGUAAAGGAGACGAUGACCCAUUGCCCACCUAGACGAGAGAAGAUGGAGGGAGCUUCUAGACGGGGGAGCCGGGUUCGCUCCUCUCCCACUUCACUCCUCUCCCGGCUCCCCGGCACUUCACCUCGAUGUAGCCUUACUUGCCCCAUCCUGCUUUCCAGUGACUUCCACGGCACCUAAAUCCCAGGAAUGGGGGCCUGGACAGUUGCCCACGGCCACGCCGGGUUCAAGGGGGAUUGAGGAAGACAAGUCAGGCGAUCAGAGCAUGCGUCGCAGUAAGAUGUCGAUGUCCGGGUGAUUGCAAAAGGGAGCUACUGUAGGUCAAGCACACGGUUACGUUAGUUUCCCAAAAGCUGAGGGAACAGGACAGGAAGAUCAGCAAAGUAGCCUAAAAUGCAUCUCAAUAUAAAACAUUUUCCUGAAGGCCAAGUGACAUCUAAUGAUGAUGAUGAUGGCAUUUAUUAAACGCUUACUGUGUGCAGAGCACUGUUCUAAGCACUGGGGAGGUU
This is a messenger RNA of Tachyglossus aculeatus (Australian echidna), 1442 nucleotides long. RefSeq names its product ring finger protein 144A (gene RNF144A). The record is from RefSeq and is a predicted model, not a curated record. Gene Ontology annotation, cellular component: Golgi apparatus; cytoplasm; ubiquitin ligase complex. NCBI's taxonomy places the organism in Eukaryota, Metazoa, Chordata, Mammalia, Monotremata, Tachyglossidae. The transcript has 8 exons. Gene Ontology annotation, biological process: ubiquitin-dependent protein catabolic process; protein polyubiquitination; positive regulation of proteasomal ubiquitin-dependent protein catabolic process. Bases 90 to 968 code for a protein of 292 amino acids. Gene Ontology annotation, molecular function: ubiquitin protein ligase activity; zinc ion binding; ubiquitin conjugating enzyme binding.